This is a messenger RNA of Emys orbicularis (European pond turtle), 2073 nucleotides long. RefSeq names its product guanylate cyclase 1 soluble subunit alpha 1 (gene GUCY1A1). Gene Ontology annotation, biological process: cGMP biosynthetic process; response to oxygen levels. The record is from RefSeq and is a predicted model, not a curated record. Lineage: Eukaryota; Metazoa; Chordata; Testudines; Emydidae. Gene Ontology annotation, molecular function: heme binding; guanylate cyclase activity. Gene Ontology annotation, cellular component: guanylate cyclase complex, soluble. The transcript is spliced from 8 exons. The coding region runs from base 1 to 2073 and encodes 690 amino acids.
AUGUUCUGUACCAAACUGAAAGACUUGAAGAUCACUGGGGAAUGUCCUUUCUCCUUACUGACCCAAAGUCAUAUAUCUGAUGAACAUGAGGAGGAAUGUGCAGAAGUGCCAAAUAGUUCUAGAGCAGCUUUGCCCAUCUGCAAAGAAGUCAGUGAAAAAGACACUCAUGGGACCCUUCCAAAAAGGAAAACCAGUAGAAGCAGAGUGUAUCUGCACACAUUAGCUGAAAGCAUCUGUAAACUGCUCUUUCCUGAGUUUGAAAGGUUACAUCUUGCACUUCAGAGAACAUUAGCAAAGAACAAAAUAAAAGAAAACAGGAAAUACGGGGAGAGAGAAGAUUUUGAAAAAAUAGUCACUGAUCAUGCAAAUGCAGCAGGUGUUCCAGUUGAAACUGUAAAGGAAUCUCUUGGUGAAGAGCUAUUCAAAAUAUGUUAUGAAGAGGAUGAACACAUCUUAGGAGUUGUUGGAGGAACCCUUAAGGACUUCUUGAACAGUUUCAAUACUCUUCUGAAGCAGAGUGGCCAUUGCCAAGAAGCAGACAAAAAGAGCAAACUUGAGGAAGCCUCCAUAUUAUGCCUGGAAAAAGAUCAAGAUUUCUUAAACGUGUACUGUUUCUUUCCUAAGAAAAUAACUAGUCUCAUUCUGCCUGGCAUUAUUAAGGCAGCAGCUCAUAUUUUGUAUGAAACCGAAGUGGAAGUGAUGCUGAUGCCCCCCUGCUUUCGUAAUGACUGCACAGCGUUUAUUAACCAGCCAUAUUUGUUGUACUCUGUACUAGUCAAAAGCACAAGACCUUCCUUAUCUCCAUGUAAACCACAGUCCUCUCUUGUGAUUUCCGCCUCUCUGUUCUGUAAAACUUUCCCAUUUCAUUUCAUGUUUGACAAGGAUAUGGCUGUUCUACAAGUUGGCAAUGGGAUAAGGAGACUUUGGAACAGGAGAGAAUUUCUAGCAAAUCCUAACUUUGAGGAGUAUUUUGAAAUUCUUACCCCUAGAAUAAACUGCACAUUUAGUGGGAUCAUGACAAUGCUCAAUAUGCAGUUUACCGUACGAGUGAAGAGAUGGGACAAUGCUGUUAAGAAGUCAUCAAGGGUAAUGGAUCUUAAAGGCCAAAUGAUCUAUAUUUUUGAAUCCAGUGCCAUCUUGUUCUUGGGAUCUCCCUGUGUGGACAGAUUAGAAGAUUUUACAGGACGUGGAUUAUACCUUUCUGAUAUUCCAAUUCAUAAUGCACUGAGGGAUGUUGUUUUGAUAGGAGAACAAGCCAGAGCUCAAGAUGGACUAAAGAAGAGAUUAGGAAAGCUUAAAGCUACUCUUGAGAUGGCCCACCAAGCUCUGGAAGAGGAGAAGAAGAAGACAGUAGAUCUUUUGUGCUCAAUUUUUCCUGGUGAGGUUGCUCAGCAGCUGUGGCAGGGACAAGUUGUGCAAGCCAAGAAAUUUAAUAAUGUCACAAUGCUUUUCUCUGACAUUGUAGGAUUCACUGCCAUCUGUGCCCAGUGCUCACCUAUGCAGGUUAUCACCAUGCUUAAUGAGCUCUAUACUCGCUUUGAUUACCAGUGCGGAGAGCUAGAUGUCUACAAGGUGGAGACCAUUGGAGAUGCUUAUUGCGUGGCUGGAGGUUUACACAAAGAAAGCGAGACACACGCUGUUCAAAUAGCAUUGAUGGCACUGAAGAUGAUGGAGCUGUCAGAUGAGGUGAUGUCUCCCCAUGGAGAGCCUAUCAAGAUGCGUAUUGGCCUCCAUUCUGGGUCCGUCUUUGCUGGAGUUGUUGGGGUUAAAAUGCCACGUUAUUGUCUCUUUGGAAACAAUGUAACCCUUGCCAACAAGUUUGAGUCUUGCAGUAUACCUAGGAAAAUAAAUGUCAGUCCAACAACUUACAGGCUGCUAAAAGAAUAUCCAGAUUUUGUGUUCACACCUCGCUCAAGAGAAGAACUUCCUCCAAACUUUCCCAGUGAUAUUCCUGGUAUUUGUUACUUUCUGGAUGCUUAUCUUCAAGGAACAAAUUCAAAGCCUUGGUUUCAAAAGAGAGAUUUUGAAGAUGGUAAUGCAAAUUUCUUGGGCAAGGCAACAGGGGUAGACUAA